AUGCCAUCUUCUCAUUUGUCAAAGCUUAGGACUGCAUUACAGAGAUCGAUUGUAGGGCAGGAAGGUGGGCUUCAGGACUCACUAGAUGGGCUAAUUGGGCAAGGAAAAUUGUUGUUUGGCAAUUCUAAGUUGUUCCAAUCCAGACCAUUUUCAACUAUCUCAGAUCUCCAUGCGUUUCUUUCACCAGGCACCGUUUUCGCUGCAAGGUCGGAUUCGCAGUUAGUUAACCAAAGAAAGAACAUAUCUGUUGUUGGAGAGAUUUCGCGUAUUAUUUCAACCCCAUCUGUGUCAGGGCCUUCACUUCAGGUUUGUGGCUAUCAUAUUGAUUGUGCGCUUUCUGAGCCCUGUCAGUUUAUAACCAGAAGCAAGUUUCAGAAUAAACCUAUGGCUGCCUGUGGUUCUAGAACUUUAGUUGGGGGAUGCUACCCUGAUAAUUUUACUUCAAGGCGUGGGCUUCUUUCAAUGGUACCCGAAAGUUCGUGUACAUUUUAUAACAACAGGAAAGGUUCUGACUGUUUUCAAGCAGCUAGCAUGAGUUUGAAAAAAAGAGGGCUAUCCAACACUAACGCAAUUUAUGGAUAUUUCAUAUAUGAAGUUGGAAAGAGAUGGUCUAAUUCCUCCCCAACUAAAGGAUCAGGGUCAAGAGAAUUUCAUAGUUCGUCUACAUGCUUAUCUGCAGGGACUGCCCAUGACGUGUCUUUUGAUAAUUCUGCUCCUGAGGAGCAACUUUCAAGUUCUGCAGAUUCAUCUGAUCAGAAGAUUACAGAUGGAAAGUCCCUAAAACUAACUUCAGGAUCAUAUUACCUGCCCCAUCCUGAUAAAGAGGAAACUGGCGGGGAGGAUGCUCACUUCAUUUGUGUGAAUGAACAAGCAAUAGGAGUGGCAGAUGGUGUUGGUGGCUGGGCAGAUCUUGGUGUUAAUUCCGGAUUGUAUUCCAGAGAACUGAUGUCUAAUUCUGUAGCUGCUGUUCAGGAGGAGCCCAAGGGUUCAGUUGACCCUGCUAGGGUAUUGGAGAAAGCUCACUCAAGCACAAAGGCCAAGGGUUCCUCAACAGCAUGUAUCAUAGCACUCACAGAACAGGGUAUUCAUGCAAUUAAUUUAGGUGAUAGUGGGUUCAUAGUGGUUCGAGAUGGGUGCACCGUCUUUAGAUCCCCUGUGCAACAGCAUGAUUUUAACUUUACCUAUCAACUGGAGAGUGGAAGCAACGGUGAUCUACCUAGCUCUGGCCAGGUUUUUACAGUUCCUGUUGCACCUGGGGAUGUUAUAAUUGCCGGAACUGAUGGCCUGUUUGACAACUUGUAUAACAAUGAGAUUACUGCAGUGGUAGUCCAUGCCAUAAGAGCUGGCUUGGGGCCUCAGGUGACAGCACAAAAGAUAGCGGCAUUGGCACGCCAACGAGCUCAGGAUAGAGACCGGCAGACACCUUUCUCGACUGCUGCUCAAGAUGCCGGGUUCCGUUAUUAUGGUGGCAAGCUCGAUGAUAUAACUGUUGUAGUUUCAUAUGUAACCAGUUCGAGUAAUGCAUGA
Prunus armeniaca (apricot) is the source of this 1527-nucleotide messenger RNA. NCBI's taxonomy places the organism in Eukaryota, Viridiplantae, Streptophyta, Magnoliopsida, Rosales, Rosaceae. The record is from the annotation of a GenBank genome assembly.